This is a messenger RNA of Adineta steineri, 852 nucleotides long. Lineage: Eukaryota; Metazoa; Rotifera; Eurotatoria; Adinetida; Adinetidae. The record is from the annotation of a GenBank genome assembly.
AUGUCUUAUAUUCUACAACCUCAUAAUAUAAACAAUGGAGCUCUUAUGAAUCAACAGUUCAAUAGAGGUAUCUAUGGUAGUAAUGUUGAGAUGACUGGUGGUGAUUUAUUAGGUUCUCUUUUUGGUCUUGCAAACAAAUUAAUGGGUGAAAUAUUACGAAAUGGUCCUGAUCUUAUGGGUCGAUCGCCAAUUGCAGGUUUAGAUGCAGCUGCUCAUCAUCCACAAGUAUUUGGUGUAAGUGCAAUGAAUGUAACACAAAUAACACGUGGACCUGAUGGACGACCACAUAUUGUACAAGCACAUAAUGAACGUCGAAUGGGACCAGGUGGUAUUUGGCAAACAAAAAAAGCAUUACGUGAUCCAGAUCGUGGUAUUGAAAAAGUAGAAAUUGGCUAUUUUGUUGGUGAUUGUGGCGAAAUUAUUGAACGUCGAUUAGAUCGUGGUACAGGACAAUAUCAUGAAAUUCAACGACGUGGAAUUACUCCUAAUGAUCAUAAUUUUGCACCUCAAUGUCAAGUACAUUCUCAAGUACCUAUGAUGCAACAACCUCCAUCAACUUAUCAACCAUAUUCAUAUUAUCCACAACAACAACAACAGCAGCAGCAGCAAUGUCCAUAUCAUUCACAGCAAUUACAACAGCAGGCAGCUUCACCGUAUGCAAAGCAACUACAACAGCAAGCAGUCUCACCGUAUGCAAAGCAACUACAACAGCAAGCAGUUUCGCCGUAUGCAAAGCAAUUACAACAGCAAGCAGCUUCACCUUAUGCAAAGCAACCAAUAUCAACUCUUCCACCUCGUAUACAAAAACCACAGCAAGCUCUUCCAACGCCUUCACCGUAUUCAUACAUAUAA